Chelmon rostratus (copperband butterflyfish) is the source of this 3325-nucleotide messenger RNA. It is a transcript of the gene cdc37, whose product is annotated as cell division cycle 37 homolog (S. cerevisiae). Gene Ontology annotation, cellular component: cytoplasm. Bases 115 to 1245 code for a protein of 376 amino acids. Gene Ontology annotation, biological process: protein folding; protein stabilization. The record is from RefSeq and is a predicted model, not a curated record. Gene Ontology annotation, molecular function: heat shock protein binding; protein kinase binding; protein-folding chaperone binding. Lineage: Eukaryota; Metazoa; Chordata; Actinopteri; Chaetodontiformes; Chaetodontidae. The transcript is spliced from 8 exons.
AGAUAUCGAUUUCAGUCUUGUUCGCAGACGCCUUGUCGGUGUGCUGUCCCAGCCGAACAGCCCGGUAGUUUCCGUCCACUGUGACUGAAAGCGAAAAGCAGAGAGAGCUGGAAGAUGAGCGCCGGAGCGGGCAUCGAUUACAGCGUCUGGGAUCACAUUUAUGUGUCAGACGAUGAAGAUGUGACCAAUCCGUACGUCGACACGCCGAGCUUGUUCAGGAUGAGACACCGGUCCCGGCUGGAGAAAAUGGUUGAGUUUCAGCAGAGAGGGGAAGAUCUGGAGACUAACUUUGCAGAAUGCAAGAGGCUAUUAGAGGAAGCCCAGGGACGGCUUAAAGAGCUGGAAGAAGGAAGGAAGGAGGGAGAGGAGGAUGAGGAGAGAGAGGCUGAGCUGAACAAAGUCCAGGCCGAGGUGAGAAAACUGAAGAAAGAUGAAAAGUUGUUUGAGAAAAUGAUCGAAGAGCACCGACGAGAGGAAAAGAAACUGCCCUGGAAUGUUGACACUAUCAGCAAAGAAGGUUUCAGCAAGAGUGUACUCAACAUCAAGCCUGUUACAAAAGAGGAAACGGAGAAGGGAAAGGUGGAGAAGCAUAAGACCUUUGCGGAGAAGUAUGCGAGGGAAAUCAAACACUUCGGUAUGUUGCGUCGCUGGGAUGACAGUCAGAAGUAUCUGUCAGACAACCCACAUCUGGUGUGUGAAGAGACGGCUAAUUGCCUUGUUGUCAUCUGUAUUGACUUUGAGAUAGAUGAGAAACAUGCACUGAUGGAGCAGGUGGCCCACCAGGCCAUCGUCAUGCAGUUCAUCUUGGAUUUGGCUCGGACGCUUAAGGUUGACCCCAAAGGCUGCUUCAGACUAUUCUUUUCAAAGAUCAAGACUGCAGACAAGCCAUACCAAGAUGCAUUUGACCAUGAGCUGGAGUUGCUGAAGGAGCGAGUCCGCAGCUGUGCUCAGAUUCGUAUGGAGAGCGCUAUGAAGGAGCUAGAGGAAGAAGAGAGGCACACGAGACUGGGCCCAGGUGGUUUAGACCCUGUGGAGGUCUAUGAAUCUCUGCCAAAGGAAAUACAGAAGAGCUUUGAUGAGAAGAACAUUCAGAUGCUGCAGGAAGCUAUCAGCAGACUGGACCCUGAGGAAGGAAAAUACCACCUGAGGAGGUGUAUUGACUCUGGACUGUGGGUCCCUGACUCAGGAGAGGGUGAUGAUGAAAAGGAAGAUGACGAAGAGGAUGAGGAUGAGGAAGAAGAUUAAUAAGAGAAGGAAAAACAUAGAUGAAUGGCAAAAAGCAGUGGGAAAAUGUUUGCGGUGACAUCAGUUGAACUGACGCGCCUUUUCUUUGCCUCCAUUUUGACCCAGAUAAUCACUUUAACAGUCCUUGUUUGUUUUUCUUUUUCAUUAUUUUUAUUGGGAUUUUUGUUUCCAUUCAACAAAACAAAACAAACAGUAUCUACAAACACUAGACAGAACAAAUACAACAGCUCUUACAUGAGAAAUGAACAUGUAGCAUAAUACAAGAUACAAGAGGUGGUGGAUCAGUCUUUCAGUGGAUCAGUCUUUCAGUCCUUGUUGUUGACAAGUCCAACAGUGUGCAAGCACUGCUUCAUACAUUAUGCACACACUGUAUAUGCAUAUUUAAUCAGCAUAUAAACCAACCAUAAACCUUUUACAGGCUCUUUCAAUUUACUUGUUCAAACAAAUAAACAAAAUAACAACAGUACAAGGAAUCUUUGUUUAGUAAUUAUGGCAUCAAUGUUGCUACAGUCAGCUGAUUUGAUUGGAAACCACCUAUUUAUUUUGUUUUAAUUAUUUAUUUAUUAUUUAUUUUCAAAUUUCAACACUUACUCAGUACAUAUUGUUAUAUGCCUUUACAGUGGACUGCCGUGUCUUUACUUUUAAAAUUGUUGAUAUGCACUCCUCUGUGAGUGAAGACAGCAGCUUCAAAGAUCAGUUGAGAAAUUGGCUCUGAUUUAUGCAACUCGGAUAAGUAAUGAUAAAAAAUCGGAUAAAAAAUCUCCCAAUUUUAUUUAAUAAAAAUAGAGAUGGUAUGCCAUCACAGGCACUUACAGAUCAAACAAUAUCCUGACGGACUGCAUCUGUUGUCAUACUGUGGUCAACAGCGCCACCUCAGGUUUGUUUGGAUGCACAGCCCACAACCUAAACCAGAAGCCUGUAUAGGGAACACCAGUCCAUCUAAUUACCUCACUUGUCGUCUUUGUAUUGGUGAAAUGUGAGCCCACUGACUGAGUAGUUUCUGAUCAAUAGCUGAUCAGCUGAUAUCAGUUACCUGUGGGUUGAGUGGAGUAUACUCAUUCAAACGUUCAGACUCCACGGUUUUUCAUUCUAGUAUCUUUGUGGGCCCUCCUCACAUGAGGGUCCUGUAUACCCUGUCCCCUUUUUCUCCCUGGUCCGAGGCCGUUGUUUCAGAGACUCUUAAUUAGAUUUAAUUACAAUGAUAAAUUUGUGUAUUACAUGAUUAGGGUUGCAACGUUAAUGUACGGAUUUCUUAUGAUUGUUCGUUGAAACAUAAGAUAAUUUUUGCAGUGCUAAAAACAAAAUAGGAUGUUUGCAUGCAAAGUGACUUAAAUGAUUAAUCAAAUAUCAAAAUCCUCUGUCAAUUGACUUAAUAAACCAAUGUGUAAGAUUUAGGGAGAGUUUUUGGCAAAAUAUGGCAGAAAUGUAAUAUAGUAUUUGUGUGUUUUCAUCAGUUUGUAACUUGAAAAUAAGAGUCGUGUUUUUGUUACCUUACAAUGAGCUCUUUACAUCUACAGAGGGAGCGAGACCUCUUCUGCGGAGUCCGCCAUGUUACGCUCCAUGUUUCCAGAGUAGACAGAUAAACCAAACACUAUACUCUAGAGCGUGUGUCCCCUCUUUCACGAGUUUCUCAGUGAGCUCUCCUACUCGUUUGGAAAGGGAGGGAUGAGGCAAGGGGGACUCGCUCGGUUGCCAUUUGCAACCUCGUCGCUAGAUGUUGCUAAAUCCUAUAAACUGGUCCUUUAAUCAAUUAGUAGAGGAAUCGUUUCCACUGUAAAUCUGAUGUGAAGUCCGUCUGAGUGCAAGUCCAAAUGAAAUGGUUUUAUUGUUUGUAGCUUUGUGAUGUAAGCCUUGUUGCCGUAUGUAAGAGUUUUUGUGUGUGUUAUUUUUCAAGAAAUACAUUUUAUUUUGUUAUCGUUGACGUUAGACUCUGUUUUUGAAUUGGGUUGUAGAACUUGUACAAUAAAUCAGGCUUAAUUUACUAGUGUUUAAUUUAUUAACUUUUCCACCAGUUGCAGUGAAUCCAGACUCUUUUCUGCCGUACUUCUCUCUCCAUCUCUCUCUCUGUCUCUCUCACUCU